UUUGUGUUUUUUUUAAAAAAAAGAUAGCUUCCACACAAGAGAUUUUAAAACAACAUGGAAAAUGACAGAGAAAAAAUUUUCUUAACAUCAAAACUUUUGCAAUUGCAAAAAGCAAACGCAUGGUGGAGCAACUGUGCUGGAAUAUGGAGAAAAAGAUGGAUGGUAAUGAGAAAUCAACGUAACCAAUUGCGUGGUGAAAUCAAAAACUUUCGGACUACUCACGACGUUAUUUUGUUAGAGUGCACUAAGUUGAAAGAAGCAAACAAUUCAUUAAAAAAAGAGCUUGAAAAAAUAAAGGUUUUAAAAACAAUAGCGUUUAUAGAAGAGUCUUUUGAAAAUAAAAAAUCUGAAAUAAUGUAUAAUAAACUACAAACUAAUUUGUCAACAGAAAUAUCUCCAAAAAAAGAGCUUUCAAUAGAAUAUGGAAAUGAUUAUAGAAAUAAUCUUAAAUUCCAAAAGAUAAAGACUUUGUUAUUAGCUUACUGCGAUCAGUACAGUUCGAUUAAAAAUGAAAAUGAAAGUUUAAGAACUCUAUGCAGUCAAAUCCUCAAAAUGGUACAUUACCAAGAAAAGCAAAAUAGUCAAACUAGCUUUAAUGUGGCUAACAAAAGCUUAUUGCAACAUGAGAUAAACUUGUUGCAACAUGAGGACAAAAAAUGUCAUAAAUUGUUUCAAAAAGACAAUCUUCGUGACAAUUCAAACAGGUCACAAGAAUGUGCUUUUAACAAAUGGUCACAAAGAGAAAACUCCAAUGAAUGGUUUAAAAGAAAGCAAAGUGAAGAUGAUUCAAUUAAUACGUGGCAAUUGUUUAGCCAAUUUAUUAAAGAAGAAGAAGAAACAUGCAAUGAAAACAUUAAUCAAACAUUCAAUGCAGAAACGUUGAGCACAGAUCAUUUUGAAGAGAUUAAUCAAAACUCAGAUAAGCAAAAUUUCCAAAUGAAAAAACAACAACAAGUUGAAACAGAUAUCCGGCUAUGGAAUUUGACUAAAGCGCUUGAAAAAAUAAUACACCAAAACGAAAGAAUGCAAGAUGAAUUAAAGAUUUGAAACAUUAAAGACGAUAUAAAGAUUUGAAACAUUAAAGACGAUUUAAAGAUUUGAAACAUUAAAGACUUAAACUCUGUGAAUGAAUAAUUAAAACUUUAUUAACUGGUACGGAAAAUAACACCAGUGAGUUCAAUUUACAGUGAAUUUUAAAGCAUAAAACUUUGCUAGGAAACCUUUUCUUUUUUUAGAAUAAAGAAAAAAUAUAUAUUAAAUAUAACAAACAUAUAUUAAUACAACACUUUUAAAUUUGGCUGGUGUCUGCAACAUUCGAUCUUUUUAAAAAAAUAUCUUCUAUUUGGCAAUUAGCCGGGGAAGGAUAAAUCACAAUACCAAAAAAAAUUUUUUUUUUGUUAAAAAUUAAAUAUUAGGGCGUAAGUGAUUAUUUUGGAACCAAAGUUUUAUACACAUAAAACUUUUUAAUCAUAAUGUGAAUGGAUGCGACUAAAAAUCUUCGAUCAUAUGACUGCCUGGAAUCUCAAAAAAAAAGAGAAAACAAUAUUAAUAGAGUGUUUAUAAAUGUUUUUGUGAAAGUUUUUUAUUAAUUUAGUAGAUCAAAUAGAUGAAACAUAGUGCAGUUGCUUUUAA
Hydra vulgaris (swiftwater hydra) is the source of this 1632-nucleotide messenger RNA. Its product is annotated as coiled-coil domain-containing protein 102B. The record is from RefSeq and is a predicted model, not a curated record. Lineage: Eukaryota; Metazoa; Cnidaria; Hydrozoa; Anthoathecata; Hydridae.